Messenger RNA from Eutrema salsugineum, 748 nucleotides. RefSeq lists its product as uncharacterized. The record is from RefSeq and is a predicted model, not a curated record. Bases 43 to 555 code for a protein of 170 amino acids. NCBI's taxonomy places the organism in Eukaryota, Viridiplantae, Streptophyta, Magnoliopsida, Brassicales, Brassicaceae. The transcript has a single exon.
AUUAUCCCGUACGUAACUCACGAGAACAGAGGAGAGAGAGAAAUGGGGAUAUCGGGUUCAAAGCGAGUCAAGACGACUCUAUCCAACUCGCCCGAGUUUGACUCGGCUUGUGACUCAGCAUACGAAGAGUCUCUUUCUCUCGCACAGCAUGCUUUCGCCGGAGUUCGUCCCUACCAACUCUUCUCCUCCGCCGCUCAUAUCCACCGGAAUCUUUCCUCUCUCCGGUUCCCUUUAAUCAUCAGGUGGGUCCCUUCUCCGCCGAGUCAAUCCCAAGUCGACUCAGCUCUCCGAGUCACCAUCUCUCGAGCCGCGACGGCGACGGAGGAUGAGGAGAUUCUCGGGAAGGAGGAUUUCAAGGAAUGGGCCGUCGAGGUUUUCGCUGAAGCCGUUGUGGGAAACGCGAGGAAAGCGAUAGCGAGUAGGAUUCCGUUAGGAAUCGCCGGAAUCGCUGGACUCGGCGCGGUGACUCGGUCAGGUCAAAACCUGAUCGGAGCGGCGAUUGGUGUGUACGCAAUUGGAGUUGCCACUUCGGUUUUUCUCAGCCUCUCUGACUAAAAACUUUUACUUUUGUUCUUCUGCUUCAAGAACUGUACGGACAUUUUCUUUGUUCUGUAUUUUGAUUUUGGAAAAUGAAAUGUGUUUGGUUGCUGAGCUAUGUGAUUACUGUUUUUAAAUCUUGUACAUACCUUAAUAUGGUAGGAGCUUAAAUGUAGUUUGGCUGCUCAUUAUAUUGCAUAUAUUUUAUAAA